AUGUCACUCCUACGCUUACCCCCAGAGACUUUGAAACAGAUCUUUGACCACCUAGAUUCGUCUUUCUUUCACGAGGAUAUAGGCCGCCUCACAGUCUGCAAGAGAUGGUUCGAUUUCGCUCUUCCUGAAUGCCUCAAAUGCAUCACCCUUUCCCAAGAGGCCCUCUCAAAUCUAGUCAUCUCGGCAACUUCAGCAAAGCCCUCGCCGCUUGAAAAAAAUUUAGAGACACUGAAUCUCAAUCUGGGGGUGUACCAAGAUGAAGACAGUAUCUCACCGCCCUCUCCUUGGGAGCUGCUUACUGCUCCGCCUACCGCUCCAAACGAUGCUGCUAGGGACAAGUCGGUCGAGACGUGGACCAAGUCCCUAAAUGAUGACCUAGCUCAUCUUGCAAUUAUCGUCCAGAAAUCUCAUAGGUUGCGUGUGUUACGCAUCUCGGCCCGGCGUUGUCUCUUAUUCAAUCCUGUCUCCAGUCCAGAGGAUUACCUGUCACUAUCUACAAUUCGAGCUUUUCUCUCGGUGGAAAGUCUGAGCGUCUUGGUGCUGGAUCUACCUGGCACUUCUUUGGAUUCAUCAGGACAGCAAGGAGAUGAAUGCCAUAUUUGCCCAUCUAUCGCUGCGCUUCUUCCCACUCUUACAACCCUUCACUUGCGGAUGCGCACUAUCUGCCCUGACGCACUGAAAGUUCAAGAUCCCGAUAGUACAUUGAGAUUAAGCACGGUGGUCAUCAACUUGAGUCUGCUUACAGGCCAGCUGAGUAUGGCGGCAGCGACCCACGCUACACCUUGCGAUUCCCAUGGCGGCGGUAUGAUCCAACUAAGAAUGGACAUGCAAGAACAGGCGGAAGCUCUCGUAAACCGAAUGGUAGCACCCAAAACCAUGAGGAUUCUGGAUCAGAGCCUUCCGCAGUUUGACACAAUGUCACUAGAUGUCUUGACUGGCAAGAUAAUGAAACUGAGAGACGAUGCGGCAUGGGAUGAAGACGGAAAAACUAUUCAAGAGGACUCGGAAUUAGAGUCCGAAAUUUCAGACGGGGAAUUUGAUGGGUUCUUAGAUGACUGA
Molecule: messenger RNA, 1059 nt
Organism: Fusarium subglutinans
Lineage: Eukaryota; Fungi; Ascomycota; Sordariomycetes; Hypocreales; Nectriaceae
Exons: 1
Coding region: 1-1059 (352 amino acids)
Molecular function (GO): protein binding
Source: RefSeq, a predicted model, not a curated record